Messenger RNA from Closterium sp. NIES-65, 267 nucleotides. NCBI's taxonomy places the organism in Eukaryota, Viridiplantae, Streptophyta, Zygnematophyceae, Desmidiales, Closteriaceae. The record is from the annotation of a GenBank genome assembly.
AUGCACCCUGCAGAUCAGAAACUCAUCCCCCCUUCCCCCAUGCACCCUGCAGGUCACAAACUCAUCCCCCCUUCCCCCAUGGACCCUGCAGGUCAGAACCUCAUCCCCCCUUCCCCCAUGCACCCUGCAGGUCAGAACCUCAUCCCCCCUUCCUCCAUGCACCCUGCAGGUCAGAAACUCAUCCCCCCUUCCCCAUCCAAACCCUCGUUCAUCUUCAUGCCAGUGAUUCGCCCCAUCCCUACCGACUCUGUUUCCACCAUCUCAUAA